Molecule: messenger RNA, 360 nt
Organism: Protopolystoma xenopodis
Lineage: Eukaryota; Metazoa; Platyhelminthes; Monogenea; Polystomatidea; Polystomatidae
Source: the annotation of a GenBank genome assembly
AUGCCCCUCUUUCUUCUGCCAAAUCAACCACGACCUGUCUAUGCUUUGGGCACUUCACCCUUCUCCUUCGGCACGUCAAUUUGCCGUCUUCCGCGGGCAAUCGUAGGCGUCCCGUCGGGUAAUUUAAUAAGCUCCUCUUUCCACCCUCUCCACAACGACCAGCACAACCAAAUACACCGCUAUUCACGAGACAGGAGUCUAUGCCUUCAUUGUCCCCACCCCAGCAAACCCACAUCUUUUCUGUCGACCGCUCUCCCGCUCACCCAUUUCUGCGGCUUUUUCAUAGGGUUGCGCUUCGCAUCACGUCACAUCCACUUCCUCAAUGUGAGCCCAGUUCUGGCGGUUGACUCUGGUAAUUAG